This is a messenger RNA of Melitaea cinxia (Glanville fritillary), 1191 nucleotides long. RefSeq lists its product as uncharacterized. Lineage: Eukaryota; Metazoa; Arthropoda; Insecta; Lepidoptera; Nymphalidae. Bases 142 to 1191 code for a protein of 349 amino acids. The transcript has 6 exons. The record is from RefSeq and is a predicted model, not a curated record.
AUCAUAUCGGCUCCGAGCUCCACAGGGAUCAAGGCAGGCCCAGUAAGAUUGCACGCCUGCGGACCCAGACUCGCCCUCUGUGCCUCCCGUCCUCCAGAAGUACUGACGCUCUGGGAUAUUAAACUGCUAAGGAGAUUUGGUAUGGUAGACAAGAGGUUCUGCGUGGAAGGCGGUUCGAGGUGCGGGAAGGGCGAAGGGCUGUUCGUGUUUGCGGCAGAGGGUGGCAGGGAGCUGACGGAACUCCUCAACAUAUACAGCCACGAGGCCCAUUCUCGUCUCAGUGUGGUGUCGAGGAGUGGUUCCGUUUUAGAGAAGCGGUACUCAGAUACUAGUUCGUGCAUGGACGACUGUUUCAAUCAAUCGAUGCGGUCUGUAUCUCCCUCGUGGGCGGCUCCUGGAAGCCAGACCAUGCACUGCUUGUCGGACCUUGAUACCAGCCUGGACAGCAAUGAAGAUAAAUUCAGACGGCCGACCUCCCUGCCGCGCUGCUCCAGCUGCAUCGGAAAGAUCAGUCAUUUGACAAGGUCGUCGACAAUGAACACACCUGGAUCGAUCAUGUCCCCAGUGUGGACGAUGGACAAUAUCAUGGAAAAGCGGUCUGACUCCGACCGAGCGUCAAUCUACUCGAGAUCAAGCGGCAGUGCGUCUGAGUACUCAGUACCUCGCAGCGCCUGCCUUCUUGACAAAAGUUUCGAGUCCAAGAGAUCAAGUCCCGUCGGUUGUUGUACGCCAACCGUGCCAGUGAAGACUGGCAACACUUGCCAAUGCUGGCAACAACCGAAGCCUUGCUGUUGCAAGAAGAAAACCUUCAAUGGACCCUACGAAAACUAUGACGUGCCAAAGACGCCAAUGCCUUUAAUACAGGAGCAUCCAGUGGACGUAGUAUCCGACGCUGCGAGUUUGUAUGACACACCAAAGAAAUUGAAAUGUCUAAUGCAGUCGUGCGACUGCGCACACAACGAAACCAAAAACGAUGAGAACCAAACACACGACAACAACACAUGUGAUAAUAGCGCUAUCAACAAUAUCGAAUCACAUUCAAAUUAUGUCAACGUUACGCCCACGUCUAUCAAACCGAUAGAACUAACGAACUGUGAGAAUAUAGACCGAGCGACGUUAGACGAAUUUGAGAGCUCAUUACAGAUUCUCAGAAGCUUCAUCCUUCGACCGAUUGUUGCAACGACCACCUAA